UAUGCCGCCAAGAGUUGGAAGCAUCCAAGCAAGAGGCAUAGGUUCGAAAGAGGAGAAGCAAGCAAAAUAAUAUGUUUUCUCAUUUUUUUGAAGAAACUUCAAGGUUACUUCCACAUGAUUAGUUGAAUCCUACAGCUUAUGAGUCUUCAUCAGGGGCAAACACAGCCCACUACGCGUCGUGGUGCAAGAAAUUGGGCUCACAGCUGGCCCUGGCCUACAGGUAGUCAAUUGCUUCAACAUAAAGACAAGUUGUUCGUCAGAUUGUUUCAUAGUAAAAUCUGAUAAAUAGUAUUAGUGAUUACUGGUAAAUAUAUGGCCAUGGCGGCAAUUUUGUCUCAUUUAAUCGAGCCUUUUAUUGCUACGAUAUCCCAUCUCACCGGGUGGUUUUCAUAUCCUCUUAUCUAGACCAGAACCCAAAGCUAAGGUUUUAAAGGUGCUCUCCCUCCUUCAAUUGCUCCACUUCUUAUUUUUUAUGAUAUGAAUCUCUCCUAUUCUGUUUUCUUACAGUGCUAUGUCAGCUGAUUUCCCGGUUGUUUAGAUUUUUUUUAUUCUUGGCAAGUAGAAAAUAUAUUUGUCUGUUCAAUCGGGACAUGUGCAAAGAUUUACUUUCCUUUUGUGAAUCUUUGAUUCUUUUAAUUAAGCAAUUUGACAGAACCAUAAGCUCAUAAUUUUCAUCUUCUUUCUUCAAAACCCUCUCUUGAUAUCCACAAUCGAUUCUUUAUGAAUGCGCUACUGGUAGGAUUUUCUAGUUACAUGAAUCAUCUGCACUUUGACCCUGGCUUAGUUUCAGUCUAUUCAAAUCAGAAUCACGGCCUUAUGGAUCCAUCUUUCCUUCCAACUAAUCCCUCCCUCCCUGGUGAUAACAUUUCAUCUUCUAGUACGGGCUCAAAUGGAGAUUCUCCAGACACCAGUGAGCUGUCUCAAACAACUCUCAAGUAUAUAAGCGAGCUGCUUAUGGAAGAAGAUCUGGGGGAUAAGAUGUGCAUGUUGCAGGACUGUUUGGCCCUCCAAGCUGCUGAAAAAUCCUUCUACGAUGUUCUUGGCCAGAAAUACCCCCCUUCACCAAAGCAAUUCUCUGUAAAUUUCAAUCAAAAGUCACACAGUCCAGAUGAUUAUUGCACCACUAGUAGCAGUGCUGAUAGCAGUAAUGACAGUUUUACUGCCAACAACUUGGUUCAACCCAAGUGGAUAAGUGAUAAGUCCUCUCUUACACAGACUUCUCUUAUUGACUCUACCCAAAGUACCUUUCUUUUACCAAGUUCAUAUAGUGAGAUACAGCCUGUUGGUCUCUUCAAUGAAUUAAGGGAAGUUAGUAAUUUCCUUUCUAAUGAUGAUGCUAUCUCUUCAGAGAGUAGCCUAUCAAAGUCCAGAGAAGAUGUGGUAACCAGCGUAGCAACGGAUAGGAAACACAGUUCACAAAAAGAAUCAAGGGGAAGAAAAGGUUAUGAUCUGGAGGAUGUUAAUUGUCUUGAAGAAGGGUGGAGAAACAAGCAUAUAGCGCUUUCAGUUUCUGAUUAUGAGCCAUCGGAGGAGUUCGAUGAAGUGUUGCUAUGUCAAUGUGAAAAUAGUGGUUUUGCAUCAUGUUUGAUUCAUGGAGGGAAAACUGGAAUAGGUGAAAAGAUGCAGCAGACUGGGCAGUCACAAGGGUCUAAUUGUGGAACAGCACGUACAAAGAAAAAAGGAAAAAAGAAGGAAGUGGUAGAUUUAUGGACUUUAUUAACUCUUUCUGCACAAGCUGUGGCUAGCUAUGACCAAACUUCUGCAACUGACCUCUUAAUGCAGAUUAGGCAGCACUCUUCUUCUUUUGGUGAUGGAACUCAAAGAUUGGCCUACUACUUUGCUAAUGGUCUUGAAGCCCGUCUGGCUGGCACCCAGAAACCGAUUUCUACACAUCUCCAUAGUAGGGCGUCGGCUGCUGAUGUUUUACAAGCUUACAGGGCAUAUAUUUCAUCAUGCCCCUUCAGUAGGAUGUCCUAUUACAUGGCAAACAGAACAAUAUUAAAAGUAUCUGAAAAGGCAACAAGGAUUCACAUAAUUGAUUUUGGCAUUGGCUAUGGUUUUCAGUGGCCUUGCCUUCUUCAGCAUCUUUCAAAAAGGACAGGUGGUCCUCCCAAGAUCCGUAUGACAGGCGUUGAAUUACCUCAGCCAGGGUUUCGACCUGCAGAAAGGGUUGAAGAGACUGGGCGACGACUAAAAUCCUAUUGUGAGAGGUUUAAUGUCCCAUUUGAGUACACAUCUAUAGCUGAGAAGUGGCAGAAUAUCCAGUUGGAGGAUCUCAAGAUUGACAGAGAAGAGAUGACGAUUGUUAAUUCUAUGUACAGGAUGAAACACUUGCCUGAUGACACAGUGGUCAUUAGUAGCCCAAGAGAUGCUGUUUUAGAAUUGAUCAAGAAAAUUGAUCCUGACAUAUUCAUCCAAGGAGUUGUUAAUGGUACCCAUAGUGCACCUUUCUUUCUCCCACGUUUCCGUGAGGCACUAUUCCAUUUUUCUGCAUUGUUUGAUUUGUUUGAGGCUACUUUACCUCGAGAAGAUCAAGGAAGGAUGCUAUUUGAGAGAGAAAUAUAUGGGAAAGAUUCUAUGAAUGUUAUUGCAUGUGAGGGUUUGGAGAGGGUUGAUAGGCCAGAAACCUAUAAGCAAUGGCAGGCUAGGAAUCUGAGAAUUGGAUUCAGGCAACUUGAGCUGGAUAAAUAUUUGAUGAACAAAGCAAAGUCUUUGGUGAAAUCGAACUUUCAUCCAGAUUUUGUUAUUGAUGAAGUCAGCAAUUGGAUGCUGCAGGGAUGGAAGGGGAGAUUAAUGUAUGCUCUUUCUUUCUGGAAACCUGUCCACCCUUGAUUAAGACCACACCCAUGAAUUCCUAAAGCUGUUGGUGGUGGCUCAUGAGAUGCUGUGAAGUAUAUUUCUUUUUGUUUACUAGCCUUGUGACUUACUAGUGUUUCCUAUGUAAGAGAAAAUUGAAUGCUAUAUAGUCAGGUUUCUAUGCUGUUGUGAUGAUUGAAGUACAUAAAAUUCUGGCACUAGUAUGCUUAGCUCAUAAUUGUACUGAGUCAUAAAGCAGAUGAAUGGAAAACCAAGUCUGGGGAGAAUUUCAGAUAGGAGUGUAGUGAAUUGAAAAAGCUUCUAAAGAAAAUUACACUAGUGUAUAGAUGGACUAAAGUCUGUUUGCUUAUUGACAUGUAAAUAAUGGAAAAUUUUACUAGAAUAAUCAACAAAACUGCUCUCUUGUUUAUGAAA
Mangifera indica (mango) is the source of this 3231-nucleotide messenger RNA. RefSeq names its product scarecrow-like protein 30. NCBI's taxonomy places the organism in Eukaryota, Viridiplantae, Streptophyta, Magnoliopsida, Sapindales, Anacardiaceae. The record is from RefSeq and is a predicted model, not a curated record. Gene Ontology annotation, biological process: regulation of DNA-templated transcription. Gene Ontology annotation, molecular function: sequence-specific DNA binding; DNA-binding transcription factor activity. Gene Ontology annotation, cellular component: nucleus.